Dermacentor andersoni is the source of this 1120-nucleotide messenger RNA. The record is from RefSeq and is a predicted model, not a curated record. NCBI's taxonomy places the organism in Eukaryota, Metazoa, Arthropoda, Arachnida, Ixodida, Ixodidae.
AUUGAAGGCGAGCCAAUUUGGCAUGCGUUAAAACCUAGACGGAAUAAAUGAGUCCAAAGUAACAAGCGAUGACUGAGCUUCGUGGUGCCGGAACUAAUGUCCACACGGAGAAUACAAGACGCGGUAAUAAAACAUUUAUUGCAGUAAUUCAUUAUGCCGCCGCAACUUCCUGCUUUUAUUUUAUUUUUUUUUAUUCUGCAGCCGUGCAGCAAAAUGACCUUGCGGGGUUCUCCAUCGACGCCUCUGGAUCUGGCGGGGCGACCUGUUCCGAUGGACAGAUGCUGGAGCGUUCCGUUAGCCUCGGCGCUUUCUGCCUUCUUGUUGGUCAUGAACAGCUCCUGCUACGGCUUUCUUUACGUGCUCUUCAUGAAAAAAUACGGGAUCAGCCACGCGGAAGCAGCCUGGCCUUCAAGUGCUCUGGUCAUCGCUGGAAGCUCUGUGCGCAUCGUCGUUAGCCAGUUGCAAGAUAAGGUGUCUGUCUAUCACAUCACACUAGUGGGAGGCCUCCUUGCUUCACUAGGCCUCGUGGCUUCCGCCUUCACUCCGGACAUUGUUUGGAUGUCUGUCACGUUCGGUGUGCUCCAUGGAGCUGGAAUUGGCACAGCACUACUGGGUUUCAGCUUGUACAUCCUUCUGUACUUCGAGAAAUACAGCGGUACUGCAUUCGCAAUAAUGUGGAUUGCAAGAGCUACUUCCGGAAUGGCCGGCACACCACUACUAUGGCACCUGGCGAACAUGCUUCUUCCGAGACAAGAACGGAUCGUACGAUUUCCUUUACGUCAUGCUCGCCGUGCUGUGCUUCGUACAGGCAGUGCUGCUAGGGUUGCUCACGUGGCGGGAAGCGAUGCAAAGAAGAGAGCCACGAGGGCAGCGAUUCUGCGAAGUGGUCAUGUCAGAGUUGCAGCACAUAAAGGAGCCGUGUGUGGUUUGAUGACUGGGAUACUAUUGCACUACUUGCGGCAAAUGUGUCUGCUUUUAUUUCGAAAGCACUGCAGGCACUUGGUAACUGGAACAAGUAGAUGAGAGCAGAACAGGUCACUUGUGAAUAGCGGCAACAAGCAAAAAGUUUUCUUUUUGUGCUAAAAGCGUCAUGGCAAUAAAUGAGGUCGAUUCAUGAGGA